Cryptococcus amylolentus CBS 6039 is the source of this 726-nucleotide messenger RNA. RefSeq lists its product as hypothetical. NCBI's taxonomy places the organism in Eukaryota, Fungi, Basidiomycota, Tremellomycetes, Tremellales, Cryptococcaceae. The transcript has 4 exons. Bases 1 to 726 code for a protein of 241 amino acids. The record is from RefSeq and is a predicted model, not a curated record.
AUGAGUUUUGCACACCAGACCCUCUACGAGCUCUCGCAAUUGACCCCCGGCACUCCCGAGUGCUCCGACAAACUCAACACUUUUCUCUCCCGGGAUGUACCCGCUCAUAUCAACGCCCGGGUCGCCACCGAGGUCACCACCGAGGUCGACAGACAGCUCAAAGAAAAGGGAAGGGAAGAGGAGGAGGAAGAAGAUGAGUCCACACCCAGGUGGAUCCGCAGGGUGGCCGGUGUGAGAGGCCACACCUUCCAGAGUGGACGGCGAUCAAAGGCUUUCCCAACGGUCUGCGGGGUCUGGAUCUCCUUCGUCGCCGACCUCUUGUUACUGCUCAUAUUGCCCUCGGCUCUGUCAAUCUUGUUCUUUCUCAAUGUCCUCGAUCAUAUACUGCUGUCCCUUCUUAUCAUCGCUGGACUCGUCUUCCUUGGUUUUUGGCGGAGGUCACACCGCCGGAGCGAGCUUGAGGGCGAAAUCGAUGUCCUCGAGGAACUCCGGCGCCAGGGGAUCUUUCACCAGAGGCUUCGACUACUGUGGAGGGCACGUGGGCUGCGUGAGAUUUUCCCGGGUCUGGCUACCCUGGUUGUUGGGCUUUUUGCCUCUAGGGCAUACGGGCUGGUCCCGGAUAAUUGGAAAGACGCCUUCCAAAAGGUUGUCGACGACGCUGCGGACGCUGCAGGAUCAUCGUUCUCGCCGUCUUUGCCCUUGAAGGGUUCGUCCAAGGCCAAAUAA